Camelina sativa (false flax) is the source of this 1355-nucleotide messenger RNA. The record is from RefSeq and is a predicted model, not a curated record. NCBI's taxonomy places the organism in Eukaryota, Viridiplantae, Streptophyta, Magnoliopsida, Brassicales, Brassicaceae.
AAUUAAUAAUCCCUUUAGUAUUUACCGUCGCAUCAUCAUCGUCCUCGUUCUCGUCGUCCACCUUUUAAAAACCCUCUCAAAGGCCUCCCUUCUCUUUUAAAAUAAAUCAUCUCUCUGUGUAAAUCUGAUUCAAUGGGUUUUAGCAAAGAAGAGAUUAGUAAAAGCAGAAAGCUUUCGUCAUCUCUAUGGAGAGGAAUCAAAUCUGUAUUCGUUUUAUUCACAAUGUUCCUCUCUUUUCUCCUCGUCUCUGCUCCGAUCUUUCUCGCCGUCGCCGAUGCUCUCCUCCCUUCCGCUCUCCUCCACCGUCUCUCUUCGCCGACUAAUCUCUCUUCUCAUCUCACCAACUACGAUUUCCGUCACUCCGUCAUCGAUAUACCCUUAAUCUCAAUCAUUAGAUCCGCCGUUAUACUCUGUCUUUAUGGACUAUGUGACGGACCAAAACUCUCUAGAGGACCGUAUCUGACAAUAACAAUGAUAUGCUCAGUCUCGUCUCUAAUCUACGUUUCGUUAAAAGCGGCGUUUAUGUUCGGUGAGCCACAGAUCGGAGACGGCGGAGGAAGCUACUUCAGAGCGGCGGAAGUAGCUCUGUUCCUCUGCUCCUCUGUUUUAGCAAUAGGUCACAUCGUUGUAGCGUAUCGAACAAGUUGUAGAGAAAGAAAAAAGCUUCUCGUCUUCAAAAUCGACAUUGAAGCUGUAAGUUCACUCCUUCUUCUUCUUCCCUUGUUAAUUCCGCCGUUACAGAAAUUUUAUUAUUUACUAAUUUUAAUUCGAUUUUGAUUGAUUCAUUACAUUAAAAGAUAGGGCCAACGACAAUAAUACCAAGUUGCAUUAUUAUUUUUUUUUUUCAAAUCUAGGACGAAUAUUAUUAGAUUUUAGAUUUUUUUUUUUUUUUACCCUGCACACUAAGAUAUCGUAAUCAGACUCGGUCAGAGAUGGCAUGUGAAUGUAAUUGUCAAUGUUAAAUAUUUUACAUAUUGUCAUAUUUGGUCCUUUGGGAUUCUAGAAACUCGAUGAGAUGUGUCUUUCCAACUUGUUUGGUUAGGAAAAGACUCUAUUUUGGGUGAAAGUAGCAACGGAAAACAAAUUGAAGUUGAGUUUAAAGACUUUUCUUAUAUAGUUUUAUAGGUUAGAAUCUCAUGUGGAAACCGUGUGUAACCUAAUUUUCUUCGUCUUUUUUUUUUAUAAUAAUAACAACAUAUUUAAUUAUAAAAAUCCGACAGAACACGUCACGCCUCACGCAUGCUUCAUGAUUUUGUUCUCAUCGAGACAAAUCUAUCAUCCUCUUUUUUAGUUUAUAGUUAUUGAUAAUUUAAUAUUAUCCAAUGGGGAAACUAAUAGGGUUUAUGUGUGUUUUG